This is a messenger RNA of Brassica napus (rape), 1266 nucleotides long. RefSeq names its product cinnamoyl-CoA reductase 2. NCBI's taxonomy places the organism in Eukaryota, Viridiplantae, Streptophyta, Magnoliopsida, Brassicales, Brassicaceae. The transcript has 4 exons. The record is from RefSeq and is a predicted model, not a curated record. Gene Ontology annotation, molecular function: oxidoreductase activity, acting on the CH-OH group of donors, NAD or NADP as acceptor. The coding region runs from base 72 to 1070 and encodes 332 amino acids.
UCCAAACGACACAUCAUAACUUAUAACAUUUCUCUCUCUCUCUCUUAAACCUUCUUACCCAACAGAAAAAAAUGCCUGCCGACGGGAAACUUGUUUGCGUCACUGGAGCCGGUGGCUACAUUGCUUCUUGGAUCGUUAAGUUACUCUUGGAGAGAGGCUACACCGUUAGAGGAACCGUGCGGAACCCAGCUGAUCCCAAGAACAACCACCUCAGAGAGCUCGAUGGAGCCAAAGAAAGACUCACUCUUCACAGUGCUGAUCUUCUCGACUACGAAGCUCUUUGUGCCGCAAUAGAUGGCUGCGAUGGCGUUUUCCACACCGCUUCUCCGAUGACCGAUGACCCCGAGACAAUGUUGGAACCGGCGGUGAACGGAGCCAAGUUCGUGAUCGACGCGGCGGCUAAAGCCAAGGUGAAGCGUGUGGUGUUCACGUCAUCUAUCGGUGCUGUUUACAUGAACCCUAACCGUGACCCUCAAACCAUAGUCAACGAAGAUUGUUGGAGUGAUCUUGAUUUCUGCAAAAACACAAAGAAUUGGUAUUGCUAUGGGAAGAUGGUGGCGGAACAAUCAGCAUGGGAGACGGCGAAGGCUAAAGGUGUGGACUUGGUGGUGCUAAACCCGGUUCUAGUUCUUGGACCACCGCUCCAGUCAGCGGUCAACGCUAGCCUAGUCCAUAUUCUCAAGUAUCUCACCGGCUCAGCCAAGACCUAUGCUAACCUUACUCAGGUCUACGUGGACGUCCGUGAUGUGGCACUAGGCCAUGUUAUGGUCUACGAAUCAUCCUCUGCCUCAGGCCGUUACAUCCUCGCCGAGACCGCGCUUCACCGCGGCGAGGUUGUCGAGAUUCUUGCUAAAUUCUUCCCGGAGUAUCCACUUCCCACCAAGUGUUCGGACGAUAAGAAUCCAAGGGCAAAGCCAUACAAGUUCACUACUCAGAAGAUAAAAGACUUAGGGUUGGAGUUUACACCCAUCAAGCAAUCUCUCUACGAUUCUGUCAAGAGCUUGCAAGAGAAAGGUCAUCUUCCUCUUCCUCAAUAUUCCAACCAAGACAACGUCACAAUCGAAUCCUAGAACACGAUACGACCAUCAUCUCUGAUCAUACCCACAUAAAAUACGUUUGAUUUUACUAAGUUAUAUUUGUUUAAUCUUGAAGCAUAUAUACAAUUAUAUAUAGCUGAAUGCCCUCUUCUUUUCGUAAUUUAGAAUGUCACUCGUAUGUAUAAUGUAUGAUAUGAUAGUGGAAACAAUGAUUUUAUUAUCCGAUGUC